AUGGCGAAAACCAAGGGGAUGAUGAAGAAGAAGGCCACGGCCAAGGGAGCCAGAGGUGGCUCGGCGCGGCGCCAUACGAAGGGGAGUAAAGCUUCCUGUGCAGCGGUGACCCAGAAGCGGACGACUGCACAGCUGUCUGAUGAUGAGGAUAGCAUCGAUGAGGAGGACGGCGUAUUCGACGCACAAGACGAGAGGCAGUACGGGGAAACGAUCGACACCAUCUUCGAGCGCCAAGGACCGCAGAAGAAGAGAAAAACGAAAACCAGGGGGCAACGCAAGGCGAGCACGGGGCGGGACGAUGACAGCGACAGCGACAGCGACCGCGCAUUCGACGACGACGAUGUAUUCGCCAGCGCGGCAGCCGGCGGCGGGGAUCUCAUGUCGCUCAUGAACGCAAUGCAGGCAAAGGCAAAGGGAGCUGCGACGACCAGCACGUCAGCUGAGGCGAAAAACAAGAAGGGGCGAGUGGCAAAAAAAUCUUCGUUGCCCCAGUUUGCUCCUGAUGCGGGGGCAAGCGACGAGGAGGGCAGUUUUUCUGACGAUGACGGUAGUGCGGAACACGAAACUGCGGCUCAACUCGAGCACGACGAACUACUGCAGGACGUGGCGGCGCAACUCGGGACGUCGCCCGACGAGAAUGACGGACACGGCAAGGCUACUGGUGGACCGCGUCGCAACCGGCUCGCGCACGUGUCGGAGUCGAUGGCGCACCUGCUCGGGGGGGAGGACGUAGACGAGGCGGAUGCGGUGAACCUACAGGAGCUUCUGCAGCCACUGGCCCAGAAGCAGGCGCUGGGCAACGUGCAGCGGCAGCUGUUGAAGCUGGAGGAGAGUGCGCAGAAGCUGGAACACGAGGAGGUACUGGGCGACGUCAAGCAGGCACGCAAAGAUCGGGCGGUAAACUACGAAGCGUCCAAGCGGGACGCCCGCAAGUGGGACCAGCAAGUGCGGGCGAACCGAAACUCGAGUCAGCUGCUCUUUGGCGAUUACGAGGACCUGCUGGAGAACCGGUCGACGAAAAGCCUCGCUGCGAGCUUCCAGUUUAAAACAGGUAUAGGUGGAAUCAUAAUAUCUGCAUUACUCUGCUGGGCGUCCAAGUCCAUGCAACUUGUAGACGUGCAUCGUAAAUUGGUACUGGCCCCCUCCAUGCAUCAAAUACUGGGGUGUGAAUCUGUACGGCAGCUGCAAACAAGUCAGACAUUAGAACAGCGUUGUUGUCGUGUAGUAUAUCUGAAUCUUCAAUCUGGCCAGCGAGUGCUUGUAAACACUUGUUUGCGAUUGCGCAAGGAAAUUCGGCAGGAUUGGGAUAAAAAUAUUUGAAUAAGUGAUUGCAUUGUACUACGCUCGUGGGUCAGACAACAUAUGGCCCUGGUUCCACCGUGUCAACAACAUCUAUAUGUUGCUAAAAAGGUCGUUCUCACCUUAGAUCACGAAACGAAAUGAACGCUACAACAGCCGCGAAUUCGAUAGCCAAGCAGGGGAGCGAGCAGACGGACUCGUUUGAGGCCGACCUCGCGCUCGCACUUGCAGAGACGAAAGAGCUGGAAAUGGCAGCACGGGGUAUCGUCAGCAAAAAUUCCCCUACGUACCGCCCACACUCAAAAGGAUAAGGAUAUAUCAUUUCCCUGCUGGGUAUGCGUAUAAUUACUUACAGUUUCAGUUGUCAUCAACCUGUGUUGCAGCGGGGGACUUGUAACGCGUUGUGAUGAGAGAAGAUAAUUUUUGUCAUGCUAAUAGUCUGGCUCUGGGUGGACAGUGUGUGAGGCUUUGCCUUGUCGUACUGAACAGGCAAGAAAGCAAGUUUGGCUGCUAUCCACGACGGCAGUUCAGAUUUCGUUCCGUCUGACACGAAAGGUGUAUUUAUUUAAGUAAUACAUAGGAAAUACAAGAAAUAAACGUGCUAUGCCACGAGUUUCGAGUUCGUAAAGCUUUGUGCAUGGGGUCGACGUGGUGGGAGCUUUUUUGCUUUUGAUACGACACGAGCAACGACUGGAUGGCACCGGCACGGGCGGUCUUCUGGCCGAUGGCGACGGCCAGACGACGGGAGCGAACCCGGCCAUCCGCGAAGCCAAGCGGACGCAGCAGAUGGCGCACCUGCGGGCGUUGCAGCUGCGCGAGCUCACGCGGGCGAAGAGAUUGAAAAAAAUCAAGUCAAAGUCCUUCCACCGGGUUAAGAAACGCAUGGACAACAAGGAACGCGAAAAAGUACUUUUGGAUCGCAUAUUCUUGUUCUGCUUACUGCUACAAAACUGCGUAUAUAGAAUGUUGACCACACCGGACGACUGGACACUCUCGUGUGAGUGUGCAACACUUUUUACGGAUUUAAUGCAAACUGCCUGUCUUGCAUGACAAAUUGCAAAAUUUCUGAUUUUAGGGAAUAUUUUUAUGUUGAGGUGAAUUAUGUCAAGAGCUGAGUAUUAGUUUUACUUUUACGUAGUGCCUACGAUGUAUGAAAUAGGUGCUGUCCCGACUGGAGCAGGAGGAUCCAGAGCUGGCGGCGCAAAUCAAGCGUGAGAUGUAUCGAAUCGAAAAGUGCCCCGCACCCGGAGGACAUUUUGCAAAAUUGUAUUUGAAUUGUGAAGGUCACACCUCGAAAAAUGAAAGGAGGCAUGCGACUUCUUUUUACUCUGGAUCUGGAAUGUAUUAAUGCGGUCAGCACUUGACAGGUCCAGGUGACUAGUACAGGUGUCGCCUAUGGUACUGGGCACCCCUCCACAAAGAAAGAUUUUCCUUUUUGCCGAUCUGCACGGAAAAUUCUUGAUUGGUCAUGGAUAUGCAUUUUACCACUUACAUCAUCCGAAAAUAAAACAACGCGUCAAAUAUAAACUUUAUUGUCCCGCAUAGAACGAUUGUGAAGCGCCAUGCUUCAGAGGUGCGUAACCUACUUCGUUCGGGCUAUGAAUGAAAAUCUAUUCUUGAACGGUGACAACAUCGGUACAGCCAUUUUAGCAUCAGAAACAUCAGCUUUUCCUGGGGGCAGGGCACUGUAUUUCAGGUUGAUAAAAGGGAGCAGAAGCUGGCAGAGGUGCGGUCGCGGCGGGGAGCAGACGCGCGCAAGAAGUGGGCCCGGGCGGCGCAACGCUUCGGGGGCAAGGAGAUGCGGUCAGUGAUCUCCACGCAGGCCCAGAAAGCCGAAGAUGACAAGCGAGCAUUGCAGCGCGCUCUGAAGGCGAAGGAGCAGAACAACGACUCAGACGACGAGGACCUAGAUUUGUCGGACGAAGAUUUGGAUCCCCUGGAGAAAGCAGAGCAGCUGGCCAAGCGAGAGCUGGAGGAGAGUUUCAAGCUGCACGAGACCCCGGGCGACGACACCAUGAAGAAGGGCCUGUUCGGCCUGAAGUUUAUGCAGGACGCCAUGGCUAUGGAAGUGUCAGAAUCGAAAUCAACAAAAUCGAAAUAAUUUGUGAUGCACAAAAUCGAUACCACUUGGAGCCUCAAUUUCCAAGUGGCGCAUGACAAAUUUCGGGAGCGCCAAAAUCCAGGCUGUCAUGCUGUUUUGGCAAAGAAGACUGCUCCUGGCGUGCUGCUCCGGCAGCACAUCGCCUUCCCCUAAUCAGGCUUGCAAUCGGUCUCAUUUGCCUACUCCCCAACACAGGCCUUCCUUGCCGUACAUUUUACGCAUUACAAAUUUUUCGAUUUUGUCGAUUUCGAUCCUGACACAUCCAUAAUGGCCAAAAAGCGCGAGGAGUCGCAGAAGCAGGCCGCCGCGCUGCUGGGGGAGCUCGGGAGGUGGCGGGAGGAAGCCGCGCCGACGAAAAAGGACCAGGACGAGGAGGUGGAUCAGCGCAGUGACCACGACGACACGAGCUCCUGUGACGAGGAAGGCGAAGACGAGGCGUUUUCGCACAAGGAACUCGCUGAGGCGGAAAAGGCGCUCGGCGCGCCGGGGAGCGGCGAAGAAGGUGCCGUGAUACUGUCGUCGACAUCUCCACCGUGUACUACAGGAGCGACGAGGACCUCUUCUGGCUCUAGUACAGGGAGGACCACGUCUUCGUGCAACACCUUGUUCAUCGCGCCGGGGGCCAGCACGACGGGGGCGAACAGGAGAAGCGGUGAAGCCACGGGAGUAGUCACGGUGAAGCGAGAAAAAGCAGGUAGCGUUGUACCUCCAGCACACGACCAAAAAGGACGAACGGCACAAGAACUGCAGCAGACACACCCGGAAGGUGGUGAAAACUCGUCUGGCCAGCCGCCUGCAAGAGGGACCAGCGAGCGAUCUGCACCAGCGAAGUUCACGAGCGAGCCUCACGAGGAUCGUGGAAGCGAGGGUGAUAAUAGCAGCGACAGCGAGGAUUCCGAGGGCGAUUUGCAGCAGGUGAAAAAUUAUCCGGGGCAAAUAUGAAAGUUUUGGGUCCAGGAUAUAAGUCCUGCUUACUUUAUUUUUAUACUCUUGUUGAUAUUGUCUGAGUCUGUGUCACGCCUAAACUCUAAUUCUAAGCGAUGGCGCAAUGAAUUUUUAGAUGAGCAGCACUAGGCUAGGCUACAUUUUUGGCAUGAUUGUUACCCAGCGGUGGCUAUUAAGCAUGACAAAUUGUCGCACGACGCCGUCGUGUCGUGCAUAUUGCAUGAGCAACAGCAAUUGUAUUUCCAAACCACAAUCAAGCACCGGCUUUGCUGCAAAAAUCACAGGCAUCACAGAAUGCACAGUCAUUUUGCAAGAACAACAGCGGCAUCAUUCAACUGUGUCAGACCGCCCAGAGAAAUCAUGAUUUGCCAUGCAUAAGAACCCCUUUGCUCAAGUGGACCGCGCGGACGCCGACAACGCACAGCUGAUUCGCUCCGCGUUUGCCACGUUUGUAUCAAAAUGAAAAAACGGCAUCCCCCCAUACUCAAACAAAUUUCCCGUUUCUUUGUAUCAGCACGUUUUGUGAAGAUGAGGAUGACAUAGCAGUUUGGCAUAUGUGAAGGGUACUACUGCAGACGUGGCCUCUACCCAUUUUGUCUGGCAUGGAAAAGCAAAAGCGUUGCGUGUUCCGCAUGACAGAAAACCAUUGAAGUGCCUGAGUAGCGCCGCAAUUAGUUGCCUGCAACCCAGGUCGCAAUUUUAUGUCUGUUUGCCUCCUAGCAAGAAUGCAACAAGUCGACUUGUUUUACUGCUGUUUUUAACAAAUUCAUCACCAGAAAUCUCCUUUCCUAGAAAAACAAAUCCGUGCCGUUUGAAUAUGGGGAUGGGGGAUGAUGUUUCCCCGCAAUAAUUUGGGGAAGACAACCAGACGGACUUUGAUCGGGACAUCAAUCAGCAGCGCGAGGACCGUAUCAAAUGCAAAAAUGUCUGGGUCUGGAAACUUGUAAUGCUAAAAAUGAAUGAUAGACGCACUGCAAUACGCAGCUAUGCAUGACAAAUUUUUUGACUGCCAUGUGUUACGCAUUCCGCAUGGCAAACUGCGUUUUUGCAUGACAGGUAAGAGGGCCUUGUCGUGCCUAUGCAACACAGAUUCUCGAGUCAUGCCAGACAAGCAUGACAAACUUGCAUUCUUCCAGACCCAGACAUUUUUACAGUUGAUAGACCGGCAGAGCCGCGCCGAGGAACAGGCGAACAAGAUGUCGGGCUGGGGCAGUUGGGCAGGCUAUCCUGAGUAAAAACGUACCCACACCAGAGUCAGGAUGAGGAUUUUGCAACACAAACCGAGGAGUUUUGUGAGUCACGCAUGACAAGUUGCACUAUGCAGUGUAGUGCAGGUUAGCAAUUGCAGCCGCAUCACAGAUUCACCUGCUCACCCUGUUCACAGCAUCACAAAUUCCAAAACACGAUUGGAAAUGGCUCUCAUGGGGAUGCGCAUUACAAGUCUUCCUGUCUUUGCAAAUCUGCAUUUUCACCCCCUCCCCGGGGGGAAUAUAAAUUCGGGUGCACUGACAAAAAGAGGCGGAACGCAGCGAGGAGAGUUGCCUCGCUGUCGUUGCCGACCCAAGAAGGAUCCGCAUCGUAGACGUACGCACACUGUGCAAAAGAUCCAGUAGGUUUUUUUUUCGGCUGUCCCCCACUUCUUAGAUUGUCGUCAAAGAUUAGAGUAGUGCUAUUCCAUUACCGCCUUCGCGAUAUUUUUUUAGCGGACCCCGCACAUUAUCCCUGAUGCGUUUCCCGCUUAGUAUUGAAUGUCUUUGACUCAAACACAUAAACGCGCCUUGCUACGGCACACCUCAUCUGCCUAGUCGCCCCUAGGUAGGUGCAGGAAUUUUCUGUGUGGGCUUUUUGUGCUGAAUUAUUCCAACAGGGGCUGCGUUUUUUUUUUCUGCCUUGCCAGCAGAGUUGUACAGAUGGGGGGGAAUUGACGGAAAUGGAGCGAGACCUUGGUGACGGACCAGACGACAAGAGCGGAAAUGGUACAAAUCAAAAAAAAAAGAUGGUGUACACGCGCACUGCUUAACUGUGUGAAAGGUGUCGGCCCUGAUUGACCUGCUGCGGCAGGCAGGUGAAUUCGUAGAACUGCGUCACAUGUUAAGUAACGCCCACUGGCCUCCUAGAAGAAUAGUGAUGAAUUUAUAUGCGUUUUUUCAGCGUGGGGCCCAAUGAAAAAAAAAAAAAAUCUGCAUUACAACUCUGGCGUGGGUACGUUUUUACUCAGGAUACAGGCGUGGGCCUGGAGACAACGUCCGCGGCCAAGCGGCGCAAGGUGGUAACCACGCUGAACCCCGUACGGAUUGCAAACAUGUCUGGGUCUAGGACAUUGCCAGAUCAUCUGUCAACAUGCCCGUGGUCCGACUACAUGAGCACGACUCAAAACCCUGUGAUGCAUGGGCAGCACGAAGUAGAGACUAGACCCGCUUUCGCUUAUUUCCCGUCAUGCAAAACAAGCGCAGCUUGCCCUGCGGAAUAAGUAUGCAACACAUUGUAGCCCAAAUCUUUGUCAGGCUUGGCUGCGUAAUAGUGCAGUGCGUCGAGGAGAAAAGCCAUGGACUGUCGUCUAGCAUUACAACAAGUUUCCUGACCCAGACAUACUUUUUUCUUUGAUAGCCCGCGACCGCGUGCAACACGCGGGUCACGGUAUUGAACCAAGGGCAGCCCAGCAAGGCCUUCAGCGACAAGUACGAAGUGCAAAACUUGCCGCACCCGUUCCAGUCGAAAGAGCAGUACGAGACCGCGCUUGGGUACCCAAGAAAAAAAGGUUGUAGGUGUAACUCUCUUAAUGUUGGGGGAACAGCAUUACAAAUGGCAAGAUCAUGAAGAUAGCAGAUGAAACCUGUUAUGCGCAGAGAGAUAGUAGUACGUCUACGUGAACAAAACACGACGCUUCAAUCAUGGACCCUACAUUGCACGACCGGCAUAAAGACAGACGCAAUCAUGAUCAGUUGCAUGUCGCGCAUCACAUAAAGUUACACCAACAAUGUUUUUUUCUUGGAUAUGGGGAAGGCACUGGGGAGCGAGUGGAACACGGGGAGUGUGCACAAGUACAAGAUCCAGCCGCAGGUGGUCACCCGCCUGGGGGCGGUCGUCCAACCGCUUCGCUACAUCAAACACGCCCCGGCCGAGGACCGCGACGAGAUGCUGCAGGCCUGGUCCAAGAACCACAAGCCGAAGAAACCCAAGGCGCGCUUCUGAGGGAUAUUGUGUGGAAAAAUUCCCUCUCCCCAUACUCAAUAAAUGGAAGAUAUGCGAUGCCGAUUUCUUUGUGCCCACAGAUCAGCUUUGUCUUGCAAGAAGGCCGCAAGGGCAGAGGUGUGGGCCGCCUUUCUUUGGAGGCGAUUUCGCAUGCUGCUGGGCCUAGAACAGGGCUGUAGGCGUUUUCCAUGCUAAAGAGUUAGACCCUCAACAUGUUCCUAAACAGGCGGAGGACCUGGCUGCAGUCCCUUACUGCGAGACAGAGGGUAUAAUUUUUUUUCCUGCAACAGCAACUUGGUUUUGUUUUUGAAUAUCGGGAGGGGGAUGUUUCAUUUUGAUUAGGGACGACGACGAACCGGGUUUUAUCCAACGACAGAACUUCUAGGGCGAGUGCGAUACUCGUGCCAUGUAAGAACAAGAAGUCCAUCGCAAAGAGUAUGCAAACAUCCAAAGAAGUAUCUACUUACUACUUCUACUAGUCGCAAGCUACCCUUGACCCACUCCGCACUAGAAACCAAAAGCAACACACAACAACGACCAGGCAGGCACCCCGCCGCACCCUCACGCACUCCCCACCGGCGCACAGCAAGGCGACAGUCCCAGUUGUGCAGACACAGCCGGGCCUCUAAUGUUCUGGCCCUCGCCUCAAGCGCCCCCGUCUUUCUGAACCUCCAGCGGAAGUGCCCUAGCGGCCUAGCCUCGAGCCCUAGCGGCCUAGCCUCGAGCCCUAGCGGCCUAGCCUCGAGCCCUAGCGGCCUAGCCUCGAGCCCUAGCGGCCCAGCCUCGAGCCCCUGCGGCCUAGCCUCGAGCCCCUGCGGCCCAGCCUCGAGCCCUAGCGGCCUAGCCUCGAGCCCCUGCGGCCCAGCCUCGAGCCCUAGCGGCCGAGCCUCGAGCCCCAGCGGCCGAGCCUCGAGCCCUAGCGGCCGAGCCUCGAGCCCUAGCGGCCGAGCCUCGAGCCCUAGCGGCCUGCCUAGCCUAGCCCCAAGCCCUAGCGGCCUGCCUAGCCUAGCCCCAAGCCCUAGCGGCCUGCCUAGCCUAGCCCCAAGCCCUAGCGGCCUGUCUGGCCCCGAGCCGGCCCUAGCGGCCUGCCUAGCCCCGAGCCCUAGUGGCCUGCCUAGCCUCGAGCCCUAGCGGCCUGCAUUCAUAGCCUCGAGCCCUAGGUAGUGGCCUGCCUAGCCUCGAGCCGGCCCUAGGUAGUGGCCUGCCUAGCCUCGAGCCCUAGCGGCCUGCCUAGCCUCGGUCCCUAGCGGCCUGCCUAGCCUCGAGCCCUAGCGGCCUGCCUAGCCCCGAGCCCUAGCGGCCUGCCUGGCCCCGAGCCCUAGCGGCCUGCCUAGCCCCGAGACUCAUUGGUCCGCGGCCUUCCCCGCCUCGCGCCGGCGCGGAGGUUCCGGGGACCGCGGGGCCCGGAGGUUCCAUCCGGGGACCGGGGGACCCGGGGGUUUCGGGGGCCGUGGGGCCCGGAGGUCGGAGGUUUCGCGGACCCCGGGACCCGGAGGUCGGAGGUUCCGGGGACCCCGGAGUUCGGACCUUCCGGGGACCCCGGAGCCUGGGGGUUUCGUUGACCCCGGGACCCGCAGGUCGGAGGUUUCGGGGGCCGCGGGGCCCGGAGUUCGGAGGUUUCGGGGACCGCGGGGCCCGGAGGUCGCUGGGGGGUUUCGGGGACCGCGGGACCUGAAGGUCGGAGGGUUCGGGGACCGCGGAGUUUGAAGGCUUCGGGGACCGCGAAGCCCGAAGGCCGGAGGUUUCGUUUCGCGGACCCCGGGACCCGAAGGUCGGAGGUUUCGGGGACCCCGGAGCCCGGAGGUCGGAGGUUUCGGGGAACCCGGGACCCGGAGGGCGGAGGUUUCGGGGACCCCCAGACCCGGAGGUCGGAGGUUUCGGGGACCCGCAGACCCGGGGGUCGGAGGUUUCGGGGACCCGGAGGUCGGAGGUUUCGGGGACCCCGGGACCCGGAGGUCGGAGGUUUCGCGGACCCCGGGACCCGGAGGUCGGAGGUUUCGGGGACCCCGGGACCCGGAGGUCGGAGGUUUCGGGGACCCCGGGACCCGGAGGUCGGAGGUUUCGGGGACCCCGGGACCCGGAGGUCGGAGGUUUCGGGGACCCCGGGACCCGGAGGUCGGAGGUUUCGGGGACCCCGGGACCCGGAGGUCGGAGGUUUCGGGGACCCCGGGACCCGGAGGUCGGAGGUUUCGGGGACCCCGGGACCCGGAGGUCGGAGGUUUCGGGGACCCCGGGACCCGGAGGUCGGAGGUUUCGGGGACCCCGGGACCCGGAGGUCGGAGGUUUCGGGGACCCCGGGACCCGGAGGUCGGAGGUUUCGGGGACCCCGGGACCCGGAGGUCGGAGGUUUCGGGGACCCCGGGACCCGGAGGUCGGAGGUUUCGGGGACCCCGGGACCCGGAGGUCGGAGGUUUCGGGGACCCCGGGACCCGGAGGUCGGAGGUUUCGGGGACCCCGGGACCCGGAGGUCGGAGGUUUCGGGGACCCCGGGACCCGGAGGUCGGAGGUUUCGGGGACCCCGGGACCCGGAGGUCGGAGGUUUCGGGGACCCCGGGACCCGGAGGUCGGAGGUUUCGGGGACCCCGGGACCCGGAGGUCGGAGGUUUCGGGGACCCCGGGACCCGGAGGUCGGAGGUUUCGGGGACCCCGGGACCCGGAGGUCGGAGGUUUCGGGGACCCCGGGACCCGGAGGUCGGAGGUUUCGGGGACCCCGGGACCCGGAGGUCGGAGGUUUCGGGGACCCCGGGACCCGGAGGUCGGAGGUUUCGGGGACCCCGGGACCCGGAGGUCGGAGGUUUCGGGGACCCCGGGACCCGGAGGUCGGAGGUUUCGGGGACCCCGGGACCCGGAGGUCGGAGGUUUCGGGGACCCCGGGACCCGGAGGUCGGAGGUUUCGGGGACCCCGGGACCCGGAGGUCGGAGGUUUCGGGGACCUCGGGACCCGGAGGUCGGAGGUUUCGGGGACCCCGGGACCCGGAGGUCGGAGGUUUCGGGGACCCCGGGACCCGGAGGUCGGAGGUUUCGGGGACCGCGGGGAAAGGUCGCAGAGGUUUUGGUCGGGAGGUUUCGGGGGUUGGGGUUGAAGGUCGCGGGAGUUGUUGGUGGAGGUUUCUGGAGGUGUGCGUUAAAAUUUUUUGUUCUAUACUUAUCAUUAUGGCUACGUACGACUCCAAUUAUAGCAUUGUUCCCAACAAAACCAACAAAAAACAUCUUGGUCUUGCGAUAUUCAAAACACGGAGUUCUUUUACAAAAACAAUCAAGUUAUAGCCAAAAAACCACCUCGACAGCUGCA
Messenger RNA from Amoebophrya sp. A120, 10829 nucleotides. NCBI's taxonomy places the organism in Eukaryota, Dinophyceae, Syndiniales, Amoebophryaceae. The record is from the annotation of a GenBank genome assembly.